This is a messenger RNA of Amyelois transitella, 2413 nucleotides long. RefSeq lists its product as uncharacterized. NCBI's taxonomy places the organism in Eukaryota, Metazoa, Arthropoda, Insecta, Lepidoptera, Pyralidae. The transcript is spliced from 8 exons. The record is from RefSeq and is a predicted model, not a curated record. The coding region runs from base 40 to 1068 and encodes 342 amino acids.
UGAAUUAACCUGACAGUUUUAAGUUGAAGAAGUGUUAAAAUGGCUAAUGCAGAUUUUAGAAAGGACGUUUCAAUGCCUGUUCGCCCCAGGAGCGUCUAUACGGCACACUCAUACAAUCAGGAAGAGUCGAACUUAUCAGCCUUUCAAGAUUACAGCAAGUUUCUCGAGGGUGGGUUGGGCCAGGCAGAGCUGGUCGGCGCCACCGGUUGGCAGCCACCGUGGAGGGCUCCUCUGCAGCGCAAGGCGCCAUUCUACCCCGGAGAUGACAUCUACCACGCUGAUACCUGGAGGGAGUUGGAGGUGACCGAUGUGGUUGGUGGAGCGGGCUAUAACGCUUCAGUAACUCCACACGGCACUGUCUGUUUGCGAUUGAGGGACAGAGUCAAGGUGGACAUGACAAUCGACGGCGCCGUCCGAGUGACCAACGCCAAGAACAACAUCAUCCUGGCCUUGUCCAGGUCAGGAGCGGCAGCUGCCCUCAUACACCCCAACGGGAGAGUGUACCACUAUGGAUCCAGGGUGGAGAUCCAGGCGCGUCAUGUGCAAGGGAAUAACAAGUACGCCAAGAUGUGGUACAAGGGUGUUUCAUUUACCGCUGAGCAGUGCGCCCUGGUCUACUUGGUGGACGCGGCUGGCACCAGGACCACGACGGACACCUUCCUGGACAUGAGCCAGGACUUCACCCUCAACGUGUUUUACAACGAAUCCCGCCACGGCCCGUCAUAUGUGAACGAAGCUUUAUCUCUGCUCCAAGCUGCCCAGUACUGGCUCACUGACGACGGCAUAGACAACUGGAUAAUCAACAAUGUCCGAGUCAGUCAGACAGCCGACGGAUUGGUCAGGAUCCACCGCUGCAGCCACAAGUACCAGCUGCGCACGAGUCCAAGUAACGGGUCUGCUUCCAUCACGAGCCCCUUCCUGCACUGCACUGCAUCGUUGGGCCAGACUCAACACUUGUUUGUGAGGCGCGGCGAGAGGCGAAUGCAUUUCGACGGCAACUCGUUCAUCGUCCGCAACGCCGGCCACUCUGCCGGCUUCGACGACAAGAAUCAGCUGAAAGUCUACUGAGCAAAUUACGGCACCAUCACCCCUUAUGUUUAUUAGUAAGACUUUACUAACCACUAUGGCAAAGGCACCAGAUGUAUCAGCUGUUUUUCAAUCUUUGAUGUCACGUUCUACAUUAUUAUCUCUGUCAAAGUCGUUAGUGGAUCUUUUAGUUCAUAUAUCUCUUUUUUCUCAAUCAAUAGAUGGUGAUGCAUUUACUUUUCUCUAGUGAGUUAUUACUUUUUUUACAAUCAUUAUCCGUGCGGUGUGUUGUAUAGAAGUACAAGCCAUUUUAAACUUUGAUGAGUCUGUUGCGACCGGAGUUGAUGAAUCCUCUUGUCUGAAACCGUUUGACGAUUAGCGAUAUGUCUUUUGACAUCAUUAGCAAAUUGUAUUUCUUUGAUAUUACCUUUUUCGGGUAAGACUAGAAUUUGGUUAUAUUUAGAUGACUUAUCUGUAUUUUUUUUUGUAUAUUGUGCUGUUUCUUGUUGUCGUAUGGCUCAUCUAAAUAAUAACCUAUCGGGGUGAUAAUAUUUGUGUUGAGUCGAUCAAAUUGUUUCAGACAGAUGUUUAUAUCUCAGCUCUGGUGUGUAAUGCAGUCUCUGCUCUCUUAUUUACCGAUGUUGCCAAUAUACCUAAUAUAAUAAUAAUGCUAGCAUGUUCUAAUUUUUCUCUAGAUUUGUACGAAACGCGUGGUCGAGUCGCAAUCAAAUUGGACGGUGUUUUAACUUUUAUUUAAUAUACGCUAGUGUGUAAAGCUUGCAUAUAGUUUUUGAUAAUUUUAAUUUCCCCUCAUUCUUCAGUACGACUGCCGAGUUGCUGUGUUUUAUAUGGACUUCGGCCCGAGUCAUUGAGAUAGUAAUUAAGAUUACAGUUUGAUGAUCAAGUGUGAGAUCACCUCCGGCUGCAGAUAUGACUACAAUUUUUUUAUUUCCUUGAAUUUUGAACCGCUUAAAUACUUGAUUAGUGAACCCCCAGUGUUGAACGUUUCUGUUUUAAUUAUCUUCUUUAUUGAAAUAGUUGCAAUAGCUCAAUGUGCAAGUGCUGAAAUAUUAACAGUGCGUUUAUCAAACUUGUCGCUUUGUGACGAAUAAAUUGUACUGUUUAAAUCUACAUGCGCUUCUAUGAUUAUAUCGUUAAUUUGACAGGCGUCGCUAACUAUACGCCGCGUCGCCUCGACUUCAGUAUGAUUAUUCAAACCGUUUGUAUCAUGUUUUGAAGUAUCUAUUAAUCGUUUUUACGUGCCAUCGGGUCGAAAGGGUAGCUUGGCAGUGUUCGUACAUUCAACUAUCGGAUCUUUGUCUGGGCGUUCCGACUCACCGCCGUUUCUUUGCUUAACGUGUAAAACGUCAAGUACUAUGUUGUAACG